AUGUCAACGAGUCCGAAGCGAACGGCAGGCACAUUGCAAGACGCUGCCAACCCAACGAAAAAAUCCAAGACGGCUGACCAUGAGCAGAUCGACUUGCCGCCAAUUGGCAAAGGCAGCGUUGUGACUUUCGGAGUAGAACUUGAAUGUAAUAUCAUUUUCUCGGAGCAUGAGCUCACAGCUAUCACAAAAGAGUACAGUAUUCCAUAUCAUCAUAUACAGAAGGGUCACCCAGUGGUCCACGGCGCCGAGUACAGAGUCAACGACAAUGCAUUGCUGAGCGAUGACCCAUCCAACACAUGCCGAACCCACUACCCUUCCUGGACUCUAGCUGUAGCAUACGAUAAGAGAGAAAAGCCAGUCAGGAAGGACCCGUUUCAUCCUUGCACACACUACGUAUACUACCCCAGCGGUAAGUCGCCAAAAGGCCCUCCACUCCGCAUCCGCAAACUAUUCUCUGAGCAUCUCCUACUCGCGAAGAAGGCGUUGAGUCAACACAAGCUUCCAGUAGAUGUUUGUGGGGAGGCAGGCGCCUACUGGAAGAUCGUUGCGUUGCCCAAGCGGCAAACACCAGGAGACUUCUUGACAUGCCAGUUUCCAGAUUACACACAAUGGACACUGACCAACGAUAGUAGCCUGAUCGGCUUUCUCAAAAGUCAGCUUGUUGAUAAGGUUUCUUACAUUACCAAACAGAAUCAGCACGAGUACGACAGUAUGGGUCUCGAGCUCAUAUCGCCGGUCUUCCAGCUAAGUGAGAAGGACGCCAGCCUUGAUCUGCUGGGGCAGUACCUCGCCGCCCUGAGAGCGGGACCAAUGUGCACCAUUCGUCCGUCGGUAUGGACUGGACUGCAUGUGCACCUCGGCUUGGCCACCCGGAAUACCAACCACGGAGAAGGUCAGGUUGAUGAAUGGUUUGUGAGGCAUCUACUAUAUACCAUCCUCUUGCACGAGGACUUGAUUUCGCAAUGCUUCCCCCGCGACCGGUCCGGAGAGACACCUCUCGCAGAGCUGAGACCAGUAGGUGCCACAUCAGAGAGCGACGAGGAUCCGACGGCUGAGGAGCUGGAAGAGCAGUGGCGAGUCGAGGAGGACCAACGGCAGCGGCAAACCGCACCGACAUUUGAAGAUAUAGAAGCCGCGCACGAUGCAAAGGAACUAGAGGCAAUACAAGCCAACGACGAAGACGUGCUGGCUGCUGAAUCAAAACUGACCAAUGAGCUCAACCUCCUCUCUAACGCCUGGUACCUGACGAUGAAGCAGGACCUGCGCCUCCCGCUCCACGAGAACACGCAUCAAGUUCGCGAUUUUAUAUUCGCCCCAGUGUCACUGGCCAGGGUCUUGACGAUGGUCCAGGGCUCAAACGCUGGCCAUGACAACGGCAACUGGGAAGACGAGGGUGAUGACCGGUGGCGCGGCUUCAUCUACAAUUUCAGCAAUCUACAUAACUGGGUCCGGAACACUGAGGGCAUCUCCCGCUCAAAGAAGCCAACGAUUGAGUUCCGCCAGCACGAGGGCUGUGUAGACACCGGAGAAAUUCGUCGCUGGGUGGAUUUCUUGGAGGCACUGGCGAAGAAGGCAGAUGAGAUGAGGUUGCAGGCCGGAGACGAGGAUCGGGAGACUGGUGCUCAAGGGCUGCCUUAUCCUGUGGCUUUUCCGUUCAGAAACAUUAGAGACUUUUGCGAAUGGCUGAUUCUACCAGAGGUGGAUGUGUUAUACUGGGUUGAGAGGUGGGAGAAGCAUCACCUGGAUCGACCAUCGGAGGAUGCUCGGAAGAGGCAAGAGGAGGACGAGGCGAAGGCACAGCAGGACACGUAG
This is a messenger RNA of Cyphellophora europaea CBS 101466, 1812 nucleotides long. RefSeq lists its product as uncharacterized. The transcript has a single exon. NCBI's taxonomy places the organism in Eukaryota, Fungi, Ascomycota, Eurotiomycetes, Chaetothyriales, Cyphellophoraceae. The record is from RefSeq and is a predicted model, not a curated record. Bases 1 to 1812 code for a protein of 603 amino acids.